Molecule: messenger RNA, 1433 nt
Organism: Manacus vitellinus (golden-collared manakin)
Lineage: Eukaryota; Metazoa; Chordata; Aves; Passeriformes; Pipridae
Gene: NOG
Product: noggin
Exons: 1
Coding region: 538-1209 (223 amino acids)
Biological process (GO): negative regulation of BMP signaling pathway; negative regulation of cell differentiation; osteoblast differentiation
Source: RefSeq, a predicted model, not a curated record
AGAGAGUCUGUGGUUUCCAUGGAGAUGAAGCUGAAAGUGCAGGAAAUUUAAAGGCUUUGGGUCCUUGCAAAGCAGACAAACUGGUGCCAACGUGCGUGGCUGCUGUUGCUGCUGAGGAGGCUGCUUUGCAAACGGCGGAGAGAAGCGGGGAGGAAGAAUCGGCAGCAACUUCUUCCACACGCACGGGCAGACAACGAGGAGCGGCAGCAGCAAGCAGAAUUCGCAACAAAAAGAGGCAUCUCCCGUUCCCGGGAAGGGCGAGAAGAAGCAGCAACAGCAGCAGAAUUUUGGAGCGGCUCCACCAGGAGAAAUUUUUAUAGAGAAGGCUACAAGAGAGAGUGUUUGCAGGGGGCUUGUUCUCCGGGCUUAUCAGGGGGCUGUCUUUGCUGGUGGUGCGGCGAGUGGAGGUGAUCCCCCUCAAAGACGAGUUAUUUUGGAUAUCCCCGUACAAGUUUUCUGAUGUAUUUGCUUGCACCUUCUUCCCCUGCUGUUUGGUGAACCCAGCCCCCCUUUCCCCCCCCCACCGGUCUCCCAAGGAUGGAUCAUUCCCAGUGCCUUGUGACUAUAUACGCCUUGGUGGUUCUGCUGGGUCUCCGGCUAGAGCAGGGCGCCUGCCAGCACUAUCUGCACAUCCGACCGGCUCCCAGCGACAACUUGCCCUUGGUGGAUCUAAUCGAGCACCCGGACCCUAUCUUUGACCCCAAGGAGAAGGAUCUUAAUGAGACCUUGCUAAGGAACCUCAUGGGCGGUCACUUCGACCCUAACUUUAUGGCUGUUUCCUUGCCCGAGGACCGGCUCGGAGUGGACGAUCUAGCUGAGCUGGACUUGCUGCUCAGGCAGAGACCCUCGGGAGCGAUGCCCAGCGAAAUCAAAGGGCUGGAGUUCUACGACGGGCUGCAGCCGGGCAAGAAGCACAGGCUGAGCAAGAAGCUGCGCAGGAAGCUGCAGAUGUGGCUUUGGUCCCAGACCUUCUGCCCGGUCCUAUACACGUGGAACGAUCUCGGCAGCCGCUUUUGGCCCCGGUAUGUCAAAGUGGGCAGCUGCUACAGUAAAAGGUCUUGUUCAGUCCCCGAAGGCAUGGUUUGCAAACCUGCCAAGUCCGUGCAUUUAACGAUCCUGAGGUGGAGGUGCCAGCGCCGGGGAGGGCAGAGGUGCACAUGGAUACCCAUCCAGUACCCCAUCAUUUCGGAGUGCAAGUGCUCCUGCUAGGGCUGGCACUUACCUUCUCGCCCCUUCUCCAGCGGACUCACGUGGACCUUUGCUGCAACAGAAAUAAAAGACAUUUGCUUUCUGGUUAACGUUGUAAUGCACUGUAACGUGUAGGAGAAUGUAUAUUGUGUGUAUAUAUGGCACCGGUUUAAUAUACUAUUAAAAGGUCAGUAUUAUACGUGAAAUAAUCAGCGUCUACUGUAUUUUUAAGACUAUUACCCUGA